This is a messenger RNA of Colletotrichum paranaense, 1056 nucleotides long. RefSeq names its product phosphatidylinositol-specific phospholipase C. Gene Ontology annotation, biological process: lipid metabolic process. The record is from RefSeq and is a predicted model, not a curated record. Lineage: Eukaryota; Fungi; Ascomycota; Sordariomycetes; Glomerellales; Glomerellaceae. Gene Ontology annotation, molecular function: phosphoric diester hydrolase activity. The coding region runs from base 1 to 1056 and encodes 351 amino acids. The transcript has a single exon.
AUGCGCUUCCACUGCAUGCCCCUCCUCUACGUCCUCUCCUUCUUCCUCCUCGUCUCUGCCCUCUUCUCCGUCCUUCUCUCACUAGCCCCCUGCUUCGUCAAGUCCAAGAACCACUGCUACCGCGGCUAUGAAUCCCACUACUCCUUCGACGUCGACAAGGCCGACCACGCCGAAUGGAUGAAGGCCAUCCCGGACGAGGCCAACCUCACCUCCCUCUCCAUCCCGGGCACCCACGACACCCUCACCUACGACCUCACAAACCAGGUCUUCCAAUGCCAGAACCACAACCUCUCAGCCCAGCUGCACGCCGGCAUGCGCUACCUCGACAUCCGGGGCCGCCUCGUCAACGACUCCAUAGAGAUCUACCACGCCUCCAUGUACACGGGCCACUCCUACACGGAAGUCCUCCUCACCCUCUUCGACUUCCUCGACGACCACCCCAGCGAGACCAUCGUCAUGCGCCUCAAGGAGGAGGGCAGGCCCCUCGGCACAAACAGCAUGACCUUUGAGGACGCCUUCAACUACUACCUGCACAACUCUACCGCCACCUCCCCCGGCGCCAAAUCCCACUUCCGCAAGCACAACCCGCGCAAGCCCUACCCGACCCUCGGCGCCCUCCGCGGCAAGAUCUUCUUGCUGCAAAACUUCCCCUCCAAGGGCCCCGAGAGCCCUUACGGCGUCAUCUGGGAGUCGGCCGACAUGGUCCUGGAGGACCUCUGGAUCAUCCCCAGCGUCGAGCACCUCUACAUGAAGUGGGAGGCCGUCGAGAACGCCCUCCGCCGCGCCGCCACCGCGAAGCCGCACGCUAACCGCGUCCUCUACCUCGCGCACCUGAGCGCCAGCGUCGGCGUGCUGCCCAUCGAGGCCGCGGCGGGGAACCUGAACCGGACGGUGGCCGGCAUCAACGACCGCACCGGCGACUGGCUCGCUGCGACGGCGGACCGGGGUGACAGCGGGAUGACGGGUAUCGUGAUUAUCGACUUCCCCGGCAAGGAGCUGGUGGAUCUGGUACUGGCGCGGAAUAGACCGCUGACGGACCGGAGUGCCGAGUUGUGA